This is a messenger RNA of Saimiri boliviensis boliviensis (Bolivian squirrel monkey), 2039 nucleotides long. It is a transcript of the gene IL4I1, whose product is annotated as interleukin 4 induced 1. Gene Ontology annotation, molecular function: L-amino-acid oxidase activity. Gene Ontology annotation, biological process: amino acid catabolic process. NCBI's taxonomy places the organism in Eukaryota, Metazoa, Chordata, Mammalia, Primates, Cebidae. The record is from RefSeq and is a predicted model, not a curated record.
UAAACGACUUCCUCCGACCCCCUUUCUCCAACCUCAGCUAGACUCAGCAUCUGACCCUGCGACUCCAGAACACCAGUUUCAUUUCCCUUGGCCAAUUUCCCAAAAGGAGGGGCGGGCGGGGCUCUGCCAGUUUAAGGGGAGAGAAAGGGCCACAGCAGAGACAGCGGAGGGCAGAGGAGAGGAUCUCGCGGUCCUGCUGUCGCCAAGAGCUGGAGGUGGCCACACGGCCAGCCGUCGGGGCACAGAGAGAGAGGACCCACAGAAAUCGGGACUGAGAAGCAGUCAGGCGGGGAGACGCCAUCUCCCACCGACAGUCAUGGCCCCGCUGGUCCUGCGCCUCCUCGUCCUCGUCCCCAUCCUCCUCAGCCUGGCAGCCUCCCAGGACUGGAAGACCGAACACGGCCAGGACCCCUUCGAGAAAUGCAUGCGCGAUCCUGACUACGAGCAGCUGCUCAAGGUGGUGACCCUGGGCCUCGAUCGGACCCUCAAGCCCCAGAGGGUGAUUGUGGUUGGCGCUGGCGUGGCUGGGCUGGUGGCUGCCAAGGUGCUCAGUGAUGCCGGACACAAGGUCACCAUCCUAGAGGCAGAUAACAGGAUCGGGGGCCGAAUCUUCACCUACCGGGACCGGAACACGGGCUGGAUUGGGGAGCUGGGAGCCAUGCGCAUGCCCAGCUCCCACAGGAUCCUCCACAAGCUCUGCCAGGGCCUGGGGCUCAACCUCACCAAGUUCACCCAGUAUGACGAGAACACGUGGACGGAGGUGCACGGGGUGAAGCUGCGCAACUACAUGGUGGAGAAGCUGCCCGAGAAGCUGGGCUAUGCCCUGCGGCCCCAGGAAAAGGGCCACUCGCCCGAAGACAUCUACCAGAUGGCUCUCAACCAGGCCCUGAAAGACCUGAAGGCGCUGGGCUGCAGAAAGGCAAUGAAGAAGUUUGAAAGGCACACGCUCUUGGAAUACCUCCUCGGGGAGGGGAACCUGAGCCGGCCGGCCGUGCAGCUGCUGGGAGACGUGAUGUCCGAGGAUGGCUUCUUCUAUCUCAGCUUUGCCGAGGCCCUCCGGGCCCACAGCUGCCUCAGCGACAGGCUCCAGUACAGCCGCAUCGUGGGUGGCUGGGACCUGCUGCCACGCGCGUUGCUGAGCUCACUGUUGGAGCCUGUGCUGUUGAACGCGCCCGUCGUGGCGAUAACCCAGGGGCCGCAUCAUGUGCACGUGCAGAUCAAGACCUUUCCCCGGGCGCGGAAUCUGAAGGCGCUGAAGGCCGACGUGGUGCUGCUGACCGCGAGCGGGCCGGCGGUGCAGCGCAUCAGCUUCUCGCCGCCGCUUCCCCGCCACGUGCAGGAGGCGCUGCGGGGACUGCACUACGUGCCGGCCACCAAGGUGUUCUUGAGCUUCCGCAGGCCCUUCUGGCGCGAGGAGGACAUCGAGGGCGGCCACUCGAACACCGACCGCCCGUCGCGCAUGAUUUUCUACCCGCCGCCGCGCGAGGGCGCGCUGCUGCUGGCCUCGUACACGUGGUCGGACGCGGCCGCGGCGUUCGCCGGCCUGAGCCAGGAAGAGGCGCUGCGCGUGGCGCUGGACGACGUGGCGGCGCUGCACGGGCCGUUCGUGCGCCAGCUCUGGGACGGCACCGGCGUCGUCAAGCGCUGGGCCGAGGACCCGCACAGCCAGGGUGGCUUCGUGGUGCAGCCGCCGGCGCUCUGGCAAACCGAAAAGGAUUACGGGCCGUACGACUGGUCUGUCCCUUACGGCCGCGUCUACUUCGCCGGCGAGCACACCGCCUACCCGCACGGCUGGGUGGAGACGGCGGUCAAGUCGGCGCUGCGAGCCGCCAUCAAAAUCAACAGCCGGGAGGAGCCUGCAUUCGAGACGGCCAGCCCAGAGGGGCAGAGGCAGAGGCAGGGGUAUGCGCAUGGGGUGGCGGGCAGCCCCUCGUAUGACCGGGCAGAGGAAGAGGGCAGCCACCCUCCAGUCCAAGGCCAGGUACCUCUCCAGCACACUACCUACCCGAGGACCUGGCAUUAAAGUAUUUUCGGAAAAA